UGUGGUCUAGUGUUAUUUUACCCGUUUGAGGAAGUGAGCAGGUGAUGCUCUCGCCCACUUCCCUUUGUUUAACCCUACUCCUCCCAUGUCUCAGCGCGAUCGAUGUUGCUGUCCGCGGCCGAAACGCUUUUACCAAUUUCCCCUCUCAUAUCUAUUGCGUCUCCUCCACUGUAUUGUUCUUCAUUAAUUUCUAGCCGCUCAAACUUUCUACAGAUCCCCCAACUUCUCCCUUCACUUUGAAAUCAAUCGAAGCCUUCCUAUUUUUAGAGGUUCAACUUGUCCCAUUCCCUUAGAUCUGCUCCCAAUUUGAUGUAUUUUUUGUUGAUGAUGUUGCCCUCGGUGUAGACACGAUUGUGAUGUGAAGGAUGCUGAGAAAGCAAUGCAGGAUUUGGUGGCCGAUGCAUCUCUCGUCUCAGGAGCCGAGCUCCGACCUGCUACUGUUUGGCUGGUGCUUUCAUUCCUCAAGAUCGCUCGAUGUUGUGAUCGCUCAUGCGACUUCUGCGGCUGAGAUGAUUUCACCAGCUCUUGGUCAGCAGCGACUAGAGCUUCAGGAAUUUCUUCAUUCUAUAAACUUGAAGAUGCCCAUCCCACUACAAGAAGCCUCAUCAUUCUGUAUGCUUGGGCAAUGUACUGUACGCAGCAGGAAGGGAGAUGUCGUGACUAUGCAAAACCAUCAAGGUGAUCUUGCUUGGAAAGGCAAACAAUUCCAUGGGUCGGUAGAAAAUGGUGUCACAAGAACCAUCAGCUCUGAAGAUGGAAAUGAAAAUACAUUUUCUGCAGCAUCGUGUAUGGAGAAUCAUAAACGUCGGAGUUGUGGUUGUCAGAUCCUAAAUCCAUCCGUGGAACCUUAUAGGGAGAUUUUGGGUAACUGGAUUCAGCUGCUAGUAAGUUGUCAAAGAAUCUCAUGUAAAAACUCCAGAUGGACCCCGGAGUUCCAUCACAUGCAUCAGAGUGAUCUUUCUUGGUCCAACUGCGACGUCCACCUGAUAUUUUAUGAGCUUCCAACCUAUGGUAGACAUCAUUUUUCGGUGAGAACUUGGGGUUACUGCAAGCAGGCAGUCAUGCCCUCCAAGACGCCCAAUUGGUUUAAUGAGCUUCACAAAAGAUCUGCAGCUCCUAACUUGGAAGCAGUGGUGUGGGCUCUUAACUGUGCGAGUGCUGCUAUGGUUACUCUAAAGGGGAUUUCAACUACCACAGGUCCUGCAAUCAACUUCGAUAUUAUAUCCAGGUUGUUAUCUAUGUUAUGGUAUGUGCUUGCAGUACUUGUGGCAUCCAUGUCUAUGGUCAUGUAUGUUGUCCUUCAGUUGUUUCAUGGAUUUCUGAAGUUUGGAGCACAUACAUUCUUUUCAAUAAUACCACAGAAGGUAUUUACACAGACAUGGAAGAAUAUUCACAUUCGUUGUUGUCAGUUUCUUUAUUGGCCAAUCUUUGUUCUGGGUACUGGUUUCAGAGAGCAAUCAAAUAUUGAAUAUGCACAUAUGACUGCACUAAGGAAGCACUGUGUCUGGUCUAGCGUUGCCAUUGAUGUGAUUUUGGGAAAUGUUUUUGGAAUGGUAGUAUUAUCUGACAUCGAAUAUGUUUACUCUGGGACUCUGUUUAUUGCUCAGAAUAUAACCGACAAUUUGUUGUGCUCUGGUUGUGUGUGGUUGAUGGGAAUUCCAGCAGGCUUUAAGCUGAACAGGGAACUAGCAGAGCUUCUUGGCAUGGUGUCACUCAAUGCAAUUCAAAUUUUCUCUACCCUGUGGUUCUUUCUGGGUUUCUUUUGGUGGCAUUUCAUCAAAGGCCUUGCGCUUUCUGGAAUCAUUUUAGGCUUGACUGUUCCUGCUGCUCUAUGUAUAGACAUGCUUAAAGUUGCAACAUUGCAUGUACAAACACUGCAUUGGUUGAUGUCACUUCUGUAUUCACAACAAAUCCAGGCUUUGGCUUCUUUGUGGCGCCUUUUUAGGGGAAGAAAAUGGAAUCCUCUUAGGCAAAGGUUAGAUAGUUAUGAUUAUACCGUGGAGCAACAUGUUGUCGGUGCCCUAUUCUUUACGCCUCUCUUACUGUUGCUACCAACGACUUCGGUGUUCUACAUAUUCUUCACUAUCUUAAAUGCCAUUGUCUGCUUCACAUGUAUUGUAAUUGAGAUAAGUAUUUCCAUCCUUCAUGCUACCCCCUAUGCGGAACUGUUACUAUGGGUGGCAAGGAAAAAGAGGUUUUCAUCUGGGAUAUGGUUUGAAAUCAUGUCUGGUCAUCAUGGAUUGGACAAAAGGCAAACAAGUGAUACAUGGAACAUCAGGGUGCCAAAUACUGUGAUUUCUCUUCUCCAUGCCAACUAUGCUACCAUAGUGCAAAUCGUCUCACCUAGUUACAGGAAUCUGUUUCAAAGGCUUAAGCCAUUGAUUGGUGGACCAUCAGUUUUUGGGAUUCUUAGUGGACAGAGAAUUCCAGCUUCAUUGCAAAUUGAUCACCGGCAAGCACUGCCUUGGAUGCAAAUCAGCUGUUGGGAGUAUUGGAGGGUAUGCCACAGUGCAGUACUUGGCCGUGGAUCAUCAUAUUGAAGGACUUGCACCUUUAACAUCAUAACGGGAGAGCGUUCGGGAACUAUUUUCUUUUUUUGGCUCUGUUAUCACUCACUGUUUUGUUUUAUAUUACCACAACUCAUCGUACUCAUUAUCCGUGUUGCCAUUAUGUUGAACGUGUUCUAACAGAAUCCAAGUCUUUUUGAGUGUUGCGGGCGCUAAUGAAAAUCAUCUUAAGCACGGUAAAUCCUGAGUAGCUGCUCGUGCAACUUGUCAAUUUGAGAAUGUUUCUCAAAUUCUGCCUUUUGAAUCAAUUGCUCGCUUGUAAUUUUUUUGGUUUGUUUGAAUUUCAUUUGCCAGGCUUCAUUUUGUGCUUCAGAAUUGUCAUUUGCGUCGACAAGGGACAUAAUGUUUCUCUUUUACUUCAACCUAUCCAUCCUAACUGUUGCGCCA
This is a messenger RNA of Asparagus officinalis (garden asparagus), 2954 nucleotides long. RefSeq names its product phosphatidylinositol N-acetylglucosaminyltransferase subunit Q-like. Gene Ontology annotation, biological process: GPI anchor biosynthetic process. Bases 366 to 2540 code for a protein of 724 amino acids. The record is from RefSeq and is a predicted model, not a curated record. The transcript has 9 exons. NCBI's taxonomy places the organism in Eukaryota, Viridiplantae, Streptophyta, Magnoliopsida, Asparagales, Asparagaceae. Gene Ontology annotation, cellular component: membrane.